UUUUCUUCCUCUCCUCUCCGUGACAAAAGUUUGACUUUUAAGAGAAUGAUGCUCCGCGCCGCUCCUGUUUUUUUUUCAUGCAAUGCUGUGGAUUCCAGCGUCAGUGUGAGUGGCCAGUCCUCACUUGAGAAAUAGCUGCGAUUCUUUCGGUCUUUUAUUUUUUUCGUCAAAGAUCGGGCUUUUUCUCGCGCACAUCAUAUAACUCGCCCGGAUUGCAUCUUCUAUCUGAAUUAAUCCCGCACUCCAUAAUGGACUUCCUCGGACUGUACUUCUUGCAGCUGGCUCUCAUCGGAGUCCCUCGUAUGGCUCUGUCCGCCAGCGGGUGGGACUGCCUUCGCGCCGGAGACACCUGCUCCAGCGACGACACCUGCAGCCCACGGUUGCGCACCCUCAGGCAGUGUGUAGCCGGGGACGGCAGCGUCAAACUGGGACCCGGGGCCCGAAACCAGUGCGAGAACGCCAUGACGGCGCUGUUGUCCACCCCUCUGCACGGCUGCCAAUGUAAACGAGGCAUGAAGAAGGAGAAGAACUGCCUGAGCAUCUACUGGAGCCUGCACCAGUCGGUUCUGCACGGACUCAGCCUGGUGGAGAGCUACCCCUACGAGCCGGAGGAGAGGGGCUCCGACUACGUCCGUCUGGCCUCCAUCGCUGCAGAGUCUGAAGUAACAACAGUGAACCGCUGCCUAGAUGCUGCCAAGGCAUGUAACAUAGAUGAAACAUGUCAGAAGAUUCGUACGGAAUACGUGUCUGCUUGCAUCCAGCCGUCAGCCCGCUCAGGGCCGUGUAACCGACCGCGGUGCAACAAGGCGCUGAGGAAAUUUUUCGACCGUGUUCCCCCUGACUACACUCACGAGCUGCUGUUCUGUCCGUGCACCGACACGGCCUGCGCAGAACGCCGCAGGCAAACCAUCGUUCCGUCCUGUUCAUACGAAGACAAGGACAAGCCCAACUGCCUGGCUCAGCUUCGGAUCUGCAAAGCAGACUAUGUGUGCAGGUCUCGCUGGGCACAGUUCCAGUAUGAUUGCCAGCCCUCGGAUCUGAGCGCCAGCGGCUGCAAACAGGAGAACUACGGAGCAUGUCUACUUGCAUACACCGGCCUGAUAGGAAGUACAAUAACUCCCAACUACCUUGACAACUCCACCUCCAACGUUGGACCCUGGUGCUCCUGUGCAGCCAGCGGUAACCACAGGGAACAAUGCAACGACUUCCUCACCUUUUUCCACGACAACAUCUGCCUGAAAAACGCCAUCCUGGCCUUUGGGAAUGGAUCGGAUGUGAAAUCGGGUGCCAGUCCGCCCGGGAUGCCCAGUCCAGCGCCGGGCAACCAGAGCCCGCACUUCAUAACCACCGCCCCAGGCGUCUCCACGGAAACAGAGCAGAACAUUUUAAGAGCACAGAUACCUACUCAGGUAAAUGAGAACGACAGAUUGUGGGGUGACGAAGGAGACUCCACUCUGCCCUCCCCGGGCCUGUCAGACGGCGGAUCGAAGCCCAUGUCCCUGUCCCUGGUCCCAGUUCUGGUUCUGGUCUUCGGUUGGCUGAUGGUGCUGUUCUCUGACCAAUAAGAGGCCUCGCUCAUCUGGGGCCUCCACGGACUAAAACUGCAAAACCUGGGGGAGGGAGGGGGUGAGAGAGAGAGAGAGAGAGGAGAAUCAGAGCAAGUCAUUUCUAUGUGUUGAUUGACGGAGGGUCAAGCCUCGCCUCCAUCUCCCUCUGUCACCAAUCACACUUAACCUCUUUUUCGUGAAUCAUGACUCUUGAGCGGAUGUGUCUUCGCCGACGCCCUGGAGAAACCGGAAACAAGGGGGUGACGACAUCA
Messenger RNA from Sphaeramia orbicularis (orbiculate cardinalfish), 1819 nucleotides. RefSeq names its product GDNF family receptor alpha 4a (gene gfra4a). The record is from RefSeq and is a predicted model, not a curated record. Gene Ontology annotation, cellular component: external side of plasma membrane; signaling receptor complex. The transcript has 9 exons. NCBI's taxonomy places the organism in Eukaryota, Metazoa, Chordata, Actinopteri, Kurtiformes, Apogonidae. The coding region runs from base 249 to 1565 and encodes 438 amino acids. Gene Ontology annotation, molecular function: signaling receptor activity. Gene Ontology annotation, biological process: nervous system development.